GCAAACUUAGCAUGCUGAGACAUGGAGUGCGCUACAGAACGCCCAAUUUCGUCGAAACGCAAAGGAUCGCAUGCGUGUUUGACCAGUUCCCGAAGUGGCUGCUGCGUGGCGACCAUGGCCUCGGAUCCAGGGACUUCCACGCAGGCAAAAAUCAAUGCUUCCUGACGCGACAUUUCAUCGUGUUGGAACUAUGCUACGCUGGAAAACCACUAUCACGGAUAACGCUGCGCAGUGCAGUGCAAGGCCGGAGCCUCGUGUUGCAGGCAUCGUGCUGCUUGGCGGUGGCUGAACGAGCCCUGGGCUUCCGGCACCUUGGCGUGAACCCUGACAAGCUGCUGGUGACGGCGACCGAUGCGGCCAGCCUCGAGUACCACCUGCCGGACAGGUCACCGCUGACCAUCGACAGCGCGGGCCUCAGAGUGCACGUGGCUGGUUGCUUGUCCUUUGCGCUUGGACCAGGCAAGGCAGCUUUGCAUGUGUACUGUUUUACGCCGAUAGCUGUUGUUCGAUUUCGCUCUGUUAGAAAACCUUGGCGUUUGCGGUGGGCUUUGGCAUCCUAA
This is a messenger RNA of Dermacentor silvarum, 560 nucleotides long. RefSeq lists its product as uncharacterized. Bases 12 to 560 code for a protein of 182 amino acids. The record is from RefSeq and is a predicted model, not a curated record. The transcript has 4 exons. Lineage: Eukaryota; Metazoa; Arthropoda; Arachnida; Ixodida; Ixodidae.